Molecule: messenger RNA, 831 nt
Organism: Penicillium expansum
Lineage: Eukaryota; Fungi; Ascomycota; Eurotiomycetes; Eurotiales; Aspergillaceae
Product: alpha/beta hydrolase
Exons: 1
Coding region: 1-831 (276 amino acids)
Biological process (GO): protein depalmitoylation
Cellular component (GO): cytoplasm
Molecular function (GO): palmitoyl-(protein) hydrolase activity; carboxylic ester hydrolase activity
Source: RefSeq, a predicted model, not a curated record
AUGGAAUUCCCCAAAUCUCACAUCCACCAUCCCCAAGCCAGCCACGCUCAUACCCACACGGUUAUCCUACUACAUGGUCGCGGCAGCGAUGGCGCCGAGUUCGCCGAAGAGCUUUUCUCAUCUUCCACCUCCAAGGGCAAACCCCUCCCUUCCUGUCUCCCCUCCUAUCGCUGGGUCUUUCCAACCUCACGCGACCGAUGGAGCACUACAUUUGAAGAGGAGAUGUGUACCUGGUUUGACGCCUACUCCUUAGGCAAUAUCCACGAACGACAGGAAUUACAGAAAGAGGGAAUAAGAGAGUCAGUCUUAUAUAUUCUCGAUAUUCUCGAGGAGGAGGCUCGACUGCUAGAUGGACGGUUCCCCCAGAUCUACCUUGGAGGUAUGAGUCAGGGGAUGGCAACCGCCUUAUGGACGUUCUUCGCUGCGACAGCGACAGGCCGAAUCCAAGGAUCACUAGGAGGAUUACUGGGAUUUUGUGGCUGGUUUCCAUUCGCGCAGCAGCUAGAGCGGUUGCUAUCCGAACCAUCCCUUAAUCCUGGCAGUUCCCAGGCACAGAGUCUAAUAUCCGGGUUCUUCUUUGAUGAGAUUGCCGGUGGGACACCGCGCUCUGAUCAGCCUGUCGACAGUUCUAUCUUAUCUACGCCUGUGUUUCUAAGCCAUGGAUCAGACGACCAAUGGGUAUCUGUGGAGCUUGGACGACAGGCAUGUCAAGUUCUACGGAAAAUUAUGGUACGCGUCGACUGGCAAGAGUUUGCUGGGGCAGAGGGUGACGGCCACUGGGUUAAGGAACCUGAGGGUUUUGACCAUAUCCUGCAAUUCCUUGAGGGUUAA